Messenger RNA from Onychostoma macrolepis, 5485 nucleotides. RefSeq names its product fasciculation and elongation protein zeta 1 (zygin I) (gene fez1). Bases 876 to 2060 code for a protein of 394 amino acids. Gene Ontology annotation, cellular component: cytoplasm; axon. The transcript has 10 exons. The record is from RefSeq and is a predicted model, not a curated record. NCBI's taxonomy places the organism in Eukaryota, Metazoa, Chordata, Actinopteri, Cypriniformes, Cyprinidae.
ACCCAAUAAAACAUUUAAAUUCUGCACGUUCUAUAGGUCACUAAACAAAUAACCAAAUUUGUGAAAUUUGACAAUGUUAAUUUCAACUUUUCGUUACAUUUUUCGCAUUUUCACUUGUGGUCUCUGACUUACUACUACUCUAUAUGACCCUGCAACAUUAUUAAAACACUGUAAUCUUGCCAGAUUUAUAGCUUUAAUUUCAAUAGUAAUGACUGACAGUAAGCAGCCAGCGUACAUGUUGUUAGCACGGCUUCCUCAUUGAAAAUCCCUCGAGCGUGCUUUGAGGGGUAAUGAGAAGGGGAUCCAGCCAAGAGACCCCUGAUGUGGCUGAUGACAAGCGAGUUCAAGGUGUGAAUAAAGCCCCAAUACAGCUUCUCUCCAUUACCUCUCACUGUUUUUUUUUGUCCUUCCUCAUGAAUAUGGAGGGAUUUGGCUUAUGGCAGACAGAGAGAAAGGGAGCAGGAGGGGUAGGGGGCGGAGAGAGUGAGGUGCAUGAGGAGAGGAGCAGAAGGGGGAGGGUUGGCGAGGAGGAUGAUUCCGUCAGUUGCCGUACCAAUGCGCAGGCUCCGUGGAACAGGAGAGGACGGCUGCUGCUUAAUGCUCAGAAAACAACACUCUGAGCCUUGACUGGCUUAGACAAGACGCCGUGGACUAGAAGAGCGGCCAUCACGACACGGAGCUUCUGUGUGUGUGUGAUGGGAAUGAUUGUGUCUGCUGUCGUUUCACCCUGACCAAGAUUUGCUGAUGGUGGUUUCUCUCUGACUAUAUUGGAAUAGGAGGGGCUGUUUCUACCCAGAUACACACGGAGAGAUUCUUCUGCAGGGAUUGUUGCAGCGACAAUCUCCACGUGACUGUGUGAUUAAGAGGGCAUCAGGAUGGAGGCCCCUCUGGUGUGCCUGGAUGAGGAAUUCGAGGAUCUGCGACCCUGCAAGAUGGAGGAGCUCGAAUCCGAGCAGCCUGCCUACCGGCCUCACAAAACCAUUCCUCUGGCCCCGCUCUGCCGCGAAGAGUUCUCAGAGCUGGAGAACUUCUCUGAGAUGAUGAGCUUCAAGUCCAUGGAGGACCUCGUCAAUGAAUUUGACGAGAAGCUGAACGUGUGCUUCCACAAUUACAACACCAAGACAGAAGGUCUGGCACCUGUUCGCAACCAAUCGCAUACCGAAGAGGAUGAGGAGAGGCUUCAAGAUGAAGACGUGUGGGAUGCUCUGACUGACAACUACAUCCCCUCCUCUGUGUCCAGCUGGGACGACCCCACCUCAGAAACGCUGAACGGCAACCUCUCAGAUCAGGAGAUACAUGAAAAAGAAGAGGAGGAGAUGAAUGAGAAGAAUGAGAAUGCCAAUUGUCUGAGUGACGAACCUCUUAUUACAGCUGAUCAGGUGAUUGAGGAGAUUGUGGAGAUGAUGGAAAACUCACCAGACCCUGGAGAGACAGAGGAAGAGGAGGAAGAUGAUAUCGCAGUGUCUUCCUCUAAAAGCAGCCCCUCUCUGUUGGAGGAGAUCCGCAUGCUGUCUCAGGCCUCCAACAACAACUGCUCCUAUGAAGGUCUGAGGCUGAUGCCCAGCUCGGCGCUGCUUGACAUCUUGUGUCGGAUGGAGGCGGCGAUACGAGAGUAUUCGGAGGAACUGGUGGCCCAGCUGGCCCGGAGGGACGAGCUGGAGUUUGAGAAGGAGGUGAAGAACACCUUCAUCACAGCUCUGAUGGAGGUCCAGAACAGACAGAAGGAGCAAAGGGAGCUGAGCAAGCGCAGGCGUAAGGACAAGGCCAUGAGUCUACAAGGAUCUACCCGAUCCGAGAAGACCGGGAGCAUGCCUGCAAAACGCUUCAGCAUGGAGGGUCUGUCCAACAUCCUGCAGACAGGCAUCAGACAGACCUUUGGGACCUCAGGGACAGAAAGACAGUAUCUAAACACAGUCAUCCCAUACGAGAAAAAAGGGACUCCUCCAUCUGUGGAUGACUUGCAAAUGCUCACAAAAAUUCUUUAUGCCAUGAAAGAAGACAGUGAGAAGGUCCCGACCCUCCUGACUGACUAUAUACUAAAAGUUCUGUGUCCUACCUAAAGUCCUGAGCGUGUGCUGAUGGUGAGACUGUGGAGAGGUCGGGUGUCUUCGUUCUUCCUCUCUCAGUUCUCCAGCCCAGCUGCAUGAGCUCUCUUAUCCAGUAUCAGCGAGGGACCCUGAACAUCUAACCAUCCUUCUCUUGCUUAUCUAAUGACCUUUGACCUUGCUCAUCUCACUGCCCUUCCUGUAUUCACAUAUCCACGAGGUUCAUACCACAGCGCCUGGUGCUUUACAUGUUUUCUACUACGUACGUUACUACGGGCCAAAAGCCAUAUGGAACGUGUAAGGGUAACAGGUGAACUAUAAUCGGUUUAACUCUACGAUCAGGUAAUAUUUUUAUUUUUAUUUUUAAAUAUACAUCUAACAUAAGGCAUUUUACAUACUACUCAAUCAUUCACAUCCGUUCUGAACACAGGUGACGAUGAGAAGGGCAUUAUUCACAAUCUUCUUCAGGCAUAGAUGUAUUGAUUCGAGAGCACAUUUGAAAAUAAUCCAUCCAUAAUUUCUGCUUUUGCCGUUUUAGUAUUGUGGCUUCAUUUCAGCCAAGGUUGGCUGAAAAUACAGCAUGUUUUAGUGUUCUACAUUAAUGCCAAGUUAUAGGGAGAAACCUUGUGACUUUUCUUAUUUUGGGUAACUUGAGACUUUUUUUCAUCCUAUGUAUGAAAUAUACAGUUAUACAUAACGUGAUUUCUUUGACCAUCCAUUUGUCUAAUAAAACCUUUUUUGUUAGUUUUUUUUUUUUUUUACUCUUAACAUUAACUGUCAUUCAUGCCUUGUGCUUACAUCUUUAAUGUAUAUAUUUCUUAUUUACUAAGGGACAUGGAGGAAUGUGAAGUAUUGCUGAGUUAUAAUUCCAAUAAAUGUCAAACCCUGUGAAAGCCUGAAUGACUGUUUUCAUUGUAAUAUCGCAAUAUUCCACUAGAGGGCAGUCAUAUGCAGGUUAUUAUAAUUCAUCGUACAUGCAAACUUAAACUUAAAUCCGCGUUAAACGAGGAUUUUUUUUUGUGGCGUCUAGUUUAAUAUUGUACUUUAAAAUUAAAAUUAAAUUAAAACAAUAACUGGUGACAUCAAAACUGUUGAUACUCAUUAGUUGGAAAAAGUUUUCAGAGUCAUGCUCGUAUGUGAGUGACUUCCCUUUCUAGUUCUGCUUAAACCAGUGUAAAAAAUGAAUUAAUUUUAUUUCUUUAUUUUAUUAAUUUCAUUUGUCCCCUGGAACAGAUAUCAUACCUUUCUAAAGGAAUAUUUUUUUUCUGAUAUACUGUCCAUGUCUAGGCCUACUACUUUUGUCUGUUGAAAUUGUAUUCAUCAUUUCAAUUAACUAAAGUUAAUUCAUUUCCCCCCGGUUUCACAGACGAGGCUUAAACUAGUCCCGGACUGAAAUGCAUGUUUAAGCUGUCUCAACUGAAAAUAUCUUGCUCUGACAUAUCUUAAAAUAUGUCAGUGUCAUUGUUCUGUGUCAAGAUGCACACCUUAAUGUUGUCUUCUAAGGCAUUUUUGUAAAAGUUGCUUAAAUAUCUUAAUUUAACUAAGGCCUAGUCCUGGUUUAAGCUAAGCCCCGUUUGUGAAACCGGGCCUCAGUGUCUUAACAACGGAAUAUCUGAACUAUAUCAUGUUUGAUAACAGACAAAAACAGAGGAAUUCAUUUUUGCUCAUUUUAAAUGCUGCAGUCUUGUUAGCUUAUCUUAGCCAUUCUGAGUCUGACCCUGACUAAAUAUUACACAGCUUGCGCUUAUUUACGUAACGCCUUAGGUUAUCUUUUCCACAUAUUAUUAAUAAUGGGCCACCAGAAAUGUCGUAAAAAGAAGUUAUAACAGUAUCUUACCUUCUGCUCUUUUCUUUUUAUAGCAAGUCUUAACCGUUUGCUUAGACACUUUCCAACGAAAAGCGCGCGAAAAAUAAUACAAUCGGCGGCCAUCUUUGAAACGCCUCUCGAGCAUGCAAGUGCGGCUCCUAUCUCUCUGAAUGGGGAACCAUCAAAUUCUCCAAAACUGUUCACUAAGCUUACGAUUAAAUUUCAUAUUUGAAAUCUGUCAACAACUGUAUCAUAAAUGUUGUUUCUUUUGCUCAAAAAGCGUUAUAAAAAGUUUAUUUUUCAAGCUAGAUCAGCCAGUGCGCAUGCGCACGUCUCAGAGCGCUGUUUCUAUAGCAACCGGGACUUCUAACUGCAGCUGCAGUGACGCGCUGACUUUACCGAUUAGCCAGCGAUUGGCUGUUUCAUUCAGAAGGCGGGGCUUCACGUCUUGGAUAUUCUAUAUUUAAUCUUUAUGAGGACCUUUAUCCGCCAUCAAAAAACAUUAAUUUACUUAUUAGUAAGCAUUAACAUAAACCUAGGUCACUGUAGGUCAAUAUACCAUGGACUGGAUCACAACAAAUACAUACAUGAUAUGUUAGAUAUCAUACAAAAUAUAUGUUACAUUUCUGACUCUACAGAACAUUACUACUAUGUUUCAUUGUAAAUGAACAGACUGCAUGUUUACAGCCAGUUUCUUUUAAUCAAAAAUAUGAAUACAAAGUGUUUUCAUGUCUGCUGACAGUAAAUAGUCAUAAAUACAGAACAGUUUGAGGUUGUCCAGUCUGCAGAUGACAAAAAGAUUGACAUGGGUACAGACAAUAAAACAUUUCUAAUAAAAUAAAGUAAAAUAGUUUGUGCUUGAAAAACAGUCAGUCGCACUGUACAUACAACAUACUUCAAAAAAUUACAGUAGUGGUUUAAAAAGCAUUUAUGAAAAAAAAAAAAAAAACCUACAACAUGAUUUUUGUCAUACAGAUGCGCUAUUGUGAUUUAUUGUAUAGUCUGCUAUAGCCUACUUAAAGUAACCAUGAACCCAUUUUACUUCCAUAAUAUGACGUAUUUCUGAAAAACUGGGAUGUUCAGUGAUGUGCAUUAAGAAAAUAAAUACGAGUUCAUGUUUCACUGGUGCAUUUAUUUCCUGGAAACUGGAUGUUUUAGCCUUAUGACCUUCAUUUGCAGCCUAAUAAUGCCAUAUUUCUUAAGCUACCAUUACUUUUGUUAAAAAUUUCUAGCAGUGCUCUGAAACAAUGCUGAUAAGAAUGUCAAGAAAAACUAAUAUCCCCACAUCAACAGGAACUCUUUGGUUUAAACCAGAAAAAAAUCAUGAACUUCUUUACUGCGAAAUUAUGAAAUGACCACAGACCUAGAGUGAGAAGUAAAUACCUUAUUUACAGUAAGUUAAAGGAAUGUUUACAGUUUACAUAUUCAGUACAAUACAUUAGUUUUAAAUAUCAUCAUGGGGUACAAAAACGCUAUAUAAAUAAAGAUACCACCAAAUUCUACACUUCUAAAUUGAAAAAAGCUACCUCACAUCUCUAUAACAACAGGUUUAUUUCUAAAUAUUUGGCCAAAAAACAUUUAAAAGGCAAAUAUAGCAACUUAAGUCACAUUUUAAGUGAUGUCCUUGACAUUC